AUGGAUCGCGACAGCAGGGAUCCCAAGCGGCGGAGGCUCAACUUCAACCCCUUACGAUCCGAUGACCGCUGGGGCGACUUACCUUCGCGGAACGGCCGCUUCUCGUCAGGCCGUUCGACUCCCCGUGACAAUCGUGAUGUGGCCACGCCUGAGCCGGCCAAAGCCGACGACUUUGAGGCGCAAGACCAAGAUGAUACAGCCCUCGACCGGGACUGGUACGCUGGAGACGAGUUCGGGCACGCCUUCGGCGAUGAAUCUCACAACCCUUUCGGCUCGUACACAGUGGCAGAGUCCCAGCAAGCCGAACGAGACCUAGUUGAGAAGCGUGUUGGACGGUUUGACAAGCAAAGCGCACGGCAGGCCCAGAAACAAAAGGAGAUCGAUGCGUGGGAGACAAACCGGAUGCUGUCUUCCGGAGUAGCGCAACGCCGCGGUCAGGAAUUCGAGGACGACGAGGAUACUAUGCGUGUGCAUUUACUUGUUCACGAUCUACGGCCGCCAUUUCUGGACGGGAGGACAAUAUUUACGAAACAGCUAGACCCGGUGCCCGCGGUCAGAGACUACCAGAGUGAUAUGGCAGUGUUCAGUCGGAAGGGGAGUAAAGUUGUCAAGGAAAGGAGACAACAGCGGGAAAGACAGAAACAGGCGCAGGAAGCCACCAACAUCGCAGGCACGACGUUAGGGAAUGUCAUGGGCGUGAAGAAUGACGACGACACGGACAGCGCGCUGCCCGUACUGAAGGAAGAGGACGGCAAGGAGCCCGAGCCUCAGUCGAACAAGUUCAGCGAGCACAUGUCGAAGAACGACGGCGCAAGCAAUUUCAGUCAGAGCAAGACGCUGCGAGAGCAACGUGAAUUCCUGCCGGCUUUUGCUGUGCGCGAGGAUCUCCUGCGCAUCAUACGAGACAACCAGGUGGUCAUCGUGGUCGGCGAGACCGGGUCUGGUAAAACGACUCAGCUGACACAAUUUCUCUACGAGGACGGCUAUGGAAAUAGGGGCAUGAUCGGAUGCACACAACCCCGGCGUGUGGCGGCUAUGAGUGUUGCAAAACGUGUCAGUGAGGAAAUGGAGUGCAAGCUGGGUGGUACUGUUGGCUACGCGAUUCGAUUCGAAGACUGCACGAGCAAAGAGACGGUCAUAAAGUAUAUGACUGACGGUGUUUUGCUAAGAGAAUCCCUGAACGAGCAGGAUCUGGACCGCUAUUCCUGCGUCAUCAUGGACGAGGCUCACGAAAGAGCACUAAACACCGAUGUGCUCAUGGGCCUUUUCAAGAAAAUCUUGCAGAGGCGGCUGGACCUGAAGCUCAUCGUCACCUCGGCGACGAUGAACUCCAAACGAUUUUCAGACUUUUUCGGGGGUGCACCCGAAUUUGUUAUUCCAGGCCGGACAUUCCCAGUGGACGUGAUGUUUCACCGGUCACCCGUCGAGGACUACGUGGACCAAGCUGUUCAGCAAGUGCUGUCUAUCCACGUGUCGCAGGGACAGGGAGAUAUUCUUGUCUUUAUGACAGGCCAGGAGGACAUUGAGUGUACUUGUGAGCUGAUCCAAGAGCGGCUCGAUGCUCUUAACGACCCGCCAAAACUCAGCAUCCUUCCCAUCUACAGCCAAAUGCCCGCAGAUCUACAAGCCAAGAUCUUCGACCGAGCCGCUCCAGGUGUGCGCAAAUGUAUUGUGGCUACCAAUAUUGCAGAGACCAGUCUCACGGUUGACGGUAUUAUGUACGUUGUGGAUGCUGGGUAUUCGAAGCUUAAGGUCUACAACCCAAGGAUGGGUAUGGACACUUUGCAGAUCACUCCCAUCUCACAAGCCAAUGGAGGGCAGAGAUCGGGUCGUGCAGGAAGGACAGGCCCCGGAAAAGCCUACCGGCUCUAUACAGAGAAGGCUUUCAACGAUGAGCUGUACAUACAGACCAUCCCCGAGAUUCAGAGGACCAAUCUGGCCAAUACCGUGUUGCUCAUCAAGUCCCUCGGCGUCAAGGAUCUACUGGAUUUCGACUUCAUGGAUCCACCGCCGCAGGAGACAAUUACGACGUCUCUCUUCGACCUGUGGGCCUUGGGUGCGCUCGACAACAUCGGCGAACUAACCGACCUCGGUACUAAGAUGAAUGCCUUCCCGAUGGACCCCUCGCUCGCGAAGCUUCUCAUCAUGUCCGAGGAGUACGGCUGCAGCGAGGAGAUGGUGACAAUCGUGUCGAUGCUGAGCGUCCCCAACGUCUUCUUCCGCCCCAAAGAGCGCCAGGAGGAAUCCGACGCCGCGCGGGAGAAGUUCUUCGUCCCCGAGUCUGACCACCUCACGUAUCUGCACGUGUACUCGCAGUGGAAGUCCAACGGGUACAGCGACAGGUGGUGCUCGCAGCACUUCCUGCACUCCAAGUCGCUGCGGCGGGCGAAGGAGGUGCGGGACCAGCUGCUAGACAUCAUGCGCAUGCAGAAGAUGGAGAUGGUAUCGUGCGGGACCGACUGGGACGUCAUUCGCAAGUGCAUCUGCAGCGGCUACUACCACCAGGCUGCCAAGGUGAAAGGAAUAGGGGAGUAUAUCAACCUGCGCACCAGCGUCACCGUGCAACUGCACCCGACGAGCGCGCUGUACGGGCUUGGGUUUCUGCCGGACUACGUGGUGUACCACGAGCUCAUCCUCACGAGCAAGGAGUAUAUGUCGACGGUAACAAGCGUCGACCCGCACUGGCUAGCGGAGUUGGGCGGUGUUUUCUACUCAGUCAAGGAGAAGGGCUAUUCCGCUAGAGACAAGAGGGUCAUCGAGACGGAGUUCAACCGGAAGAUGGAGAUCGAGGCCAAGAUGGCCGAGGAUAAAAAGAAGCAGGAAGAGAAGCUCGCUUUGGAGGACCAACCCAAAACAAGCAGCAGCACCAGUGCGGUGAAGAAGAAGAUCGUCACGUCUGGAGCGGUCAAGAAACCUGUGGUCAAGAGACGGGGCGGUGGAAUGGCCUUCAGGUAG
This is a messenger RNA of Diaporthe amygdali, 2955 nucleotides long. RefSeq names its product pre-mrna-splicing factor atp-dependent rna helicase prp16. Gene Ontology annotation, biological process: mRNA splicing, via spliceosome. The transcript has a single exon. The coding region runs from base 1 to 2955 and encodes 984 amino acids. NCBI's taxonomy places the organism in Eukaryota, Fungi, Ascomycota, Sordariomycetes, Diaporthales, Diaporthaceae. Gene Ontology annotation, cellular component: spliceosomal complex; intracellular anatomical structure. Gene Ontology annotation, molecular function: RNA binding; ATP binding. The record is from RefSeq and is a predicted model, not a curated record.